GUUGAAUUAAAAUUAAUUAUGAGCGAAAUGAAUGAAGUGAAUUUAUCGUCAAUAGAUAGUGCUUUCUCAGGCUUCUAUUCAAAAGACCGUCCGUUGUUCACCUUAAACUUAAAUAUAAAAGAAUCCAAGGAUGAUUUUAAUUAUUUUAAUAGAAACAAGUUCAAGGAGUAUUCAUCAUAUUAUACAUAUGUAUUUAACAAAGUAUUAGAAGAUGAUACAGUUGUUUGGGAGGCUACAUGUACAUCUGAAUUUACCGGAUUUGUAUUGGUUUAUGAAGGUGAUGAGAAAUACAUCUUGAUAAUACCAUUCAAUGGAAAUUUGAUACUAUUCCGUAAACUAAAAGAUAACACGUGGGAGCGUAUUAAUACUGAAAUCAAUUUGAGUAAGCUGAAAUUGUAUAAACAAGAGGGUUACAAUCAUAUAUGGCAUGCUUGUUUUACAUUAGAAAAUUGCGAAGCUUCUAAUAGUCUUAGAGAUAUGGAUAUAUUAGAUCAUGACUAUUAUUACGAUCUUGAGAAGACUAAUUUUAAAGUCAUUUUCAAUAGGUUUUGCCAUGUCAUCUCGCAUGAAGAGAAGGAAAUUUGGAAACAAACCAAAGAUAAUGCUCACCACGGACAUCUUAUCUCUCUAAAUUUCGACCUGAUUUCAGGUUGUGUAACUAUUAAGUUCGUAGAUGGAACUGAUGAACCUCUUGAUCUGAAUGGACCAAGCAACAAACGACCAAGAGCUGAAGUUGAAUCAGUGAACCAACUUAAUGAGAAUUCUGAACCAAGUAAUGAAAAUGUAGAGGAUAAAUCAGUGUCACCUGAGGUUAUAACUUUAGAUAUUAAUACGAUGAUGUCGACAAACAAAUAUAAAACAUUUUGUAUGCCCAAUUACCAUUAUUUUAAAGCUAAUAAUGGUUUUGUGUUUGGGAAGAUAGUUUACCGUGAUAAAGUGAUUCUUGAUACAGACGAUCCCAGUAAGUAUGUUACAGAAUACAAGUGCCGUGUGGAGUUUGAUUGGAAACUUCAGAAACAUAUUGAAUAUUUCGAGUCUAUUAGACCUAAUAUUGAUAAGUUAAAACUUUAUACUAAAAAUGGUAUAGAGCUCAAUCCUGAUGACUAUAAAGUUGAAUCUACAACACAUUAUUAUCGUAUUGUCUUUAAUAAGAAGUUAUACAAGAUAAUAUAUGAUGACAAGGUCUACUGGCGGUAUGAUUAUUAUAAAUCCGAUAUUUUCCCAACCGGUAUAUACUUUUCAUACAUAAAUAGUAACAUGACAAUCAGUUUUCCUAAUGGAGUUUAUAGGGAUAUAAAAAUUAGGGUUGAUUUGUUGAAAAUGUAUAAACAAAAUAGGCAUGGUAAUAAGGUACAACUGGAUGAUGGAGAUUACGAAGUGAUUACACCAGACUAUGAUAAAAAAUCAUACAUUUUAAGAGAUUAUAUUAAAUGUACCGAGGUUCGGUUUGAUGACUAUAUCGUCUGGGAACACAAAUCUGGGAAAGAAUAUCCAAAAUCUAUAUGCUGUUACCAUCGCUUUGGCAGAGUUGAGAUCAGAUAUGAUUCAUAUGUAGCUUCAUUAGUUAGAUUUGGAUUUCAAAAUUAUUUCACCUGGUUUCUUUACUUACCGAAGGAUUUAAAAUUUUAUAAAGAGGACAAAAAUGGUAAUAGUGUGGAGUUGAGUGAAAACAAGUACAGAAUUGAAAUUACUGGUAUUUCAUCAAUUGCGUAUAUUCUUAAACCUGUUAAAUGUAACGAGAUAAGAUUAGGUGAUUCAACUGUCUGGAAACGUCAAAAUAAAAAGGCUUUUCCUAGAAAAAUAGUUUAUAAUCUUGAGGGACCCAGUAUUUCGUUGUACCGCAAACAUACUCGAUUUGGCGUUUAUGAAAAAAGAUUAUUUAAAUUCACAAGAUACAAAGGAAUAUGGAGACUUAUAUAUGACUAUUACAACAAAUCAUUACAAAAAUGACAGUAUUAACAUAAUUUUGUAUUAUAUGAAA
This is a messenger RNA of Theileria parva strain Muguga, 1981 nucleotides long. RefSeq lists its product as uncharacterized. The transcript has a single exon. The record is from RefSeq and is a predicted model, not a curated record. NCBI's taxonomy places the organism in Eukaryota, Apicomplexa, Aconoidasida, Piroplasmida, Theileriidae. Bases 19 to 1950 code for a protein of 643 amino acids.